Molecule: messenger RNA, 3959 nt
Organism: Puntigrus tetrazona (Sumatra barb)
Lineage: Eukaryota; Metazoa; Chordata; Actinopteri; Cypriniformes; Cyprinidae
Gene: st3gal3b
Product: ST3 beta-galactoside alpha-2,3-sialyltransferase 3b
Exons: 13
Coding region: 226-1476 (416 amino acids)
Molecular function (GO): sialyltransferase activity
Source: RefSeq, a predicted model, not a curated record
AGAGAGAGGAGAGGGUGAUUCCCAAAUAAACCAACACGCAGCUUCUCUCUCGUUGCUUUGAGGAGGUAAUAAAGUACCCACGUAUUUUUUUUUUCAUUUUGGUAGUGAAAAAGGAUGGCGCAUAACAGCGGAGGAGAAGAAAAAUGUGGUCGAUAACAUUUUAACCCGAGGGUUUUGACGACUGGUGGGGACAGGUGAUCUAAAAACACGGUACCAUGUGAAUGGAUGAGGAACAUGAAGCCCGCACACAAACUACUGUUCGUCCUGUGUCCCAUGCUGGUCUUGGGGUUCAUCUAUUACUCUUCUGGGAAGCUCCAUUUGCACGUAUGGGGCCAGAAGCCACAUAAAGAUGUGGAGCCCACAGUUAGUAAAGUCACUAGUGUUUCUGUCACAUCCACUGUGACCAAAGAGCCGGUGGUGGAGGGCCCUGUCUCCGUGGGACGAAUAGUAGGCUCAGGUACAGCCUCACUGCAAAGAGUGCACUCUGGUCAACAUGAGAACCCCAGCAGGCCUGUGUUUGAUAAGCAAGGGUUCUUGCUGAAUCUGGAGACAAAGCUGCCUCUGGAGUUGGUGUACAAGUACGGAAACCUCAGCGAAGGAGCCUGCAAACCCGGCUAUGCAGCUGCCAAAAUGAGUGCUAUCUAUCCAAAGUUUAGUAAGCCAGCUUCCAUGUUUCUGGAUCGAAACUUCAAGCGACUUGCAAAAGUUACAAACUAUUUACCUCCAUUUGGAUUCAAAACACAAGAAAGAAUCAUAGAUCUUAUAUUAACUGCCACAAAGAAUUAUGGACUGGGUCCAGAUAUAGAUAGUUUGGGUUGUAAAAGAUGUAUAGUAGUAGGUAAUGGCGGUAUCCUUAGCAACAAGUCUUUAGGAUCCCGCAUUGAUGAACAUGAUGUUGUUAUAAGACUCAACGAGGCCCCAGUGAGUGGUUACACCAGGGAUGUAGGUACUAAGACCACCCUGAGGAUAACCUAUCCUGAAGGGGCUAUCCAGAAGCCUGAGCGCUAUGAGGAAGAUUCCCUCUUUGUCUUCUCUGCUUUCAAACCUCUUGACUUUAAAUGGUUGAGGCAGAUGGUCUUCAAAGAGAAACUGCAAGGAACAGAGGGCUUCUGGAAGUCUGUAGCACACUCUGUCCCCCGGAAACCAUCAGAGAUACGGAUCCUCAACCCCUACUUCAUACAAGAGGCUGCCUUCCAGUUUAUUGGCCUUCCACAGAACAAUGGCCUCAUGGGUAAAGGGAACAUUCCAACAUUGGGCACCGUCGCCAUAACGAUGGCCCUUCAUAACUGCGAUGAAGUUGCCGUUGCUGGAUUUGGCUAUGACAUGAACACCCCUCAUGCACCCUUGCACUACUACGAAACAGUCAAAAUGUCUGCCAUUAAAGAGUCAUGGACUCACAACAUCUCAAAAGAAAAGGAGUUUCUCCGCAAGUUGGUGAAGGCCAACAUUAUCACAGACUUAACCAAUGGGAUCUGAACCUCCCAAAGUGGGUGCCUUUCUAGGAGGACUCCAAAUUGCAGAGUCCUGGGAAACCCUGGACCAGACAACAUGAAGGAGCGAGAUUUCAAGACGUGGGAGCGAUGGCUCAGUUAAGAUGCACAUGUGCCUUCUAACCGACAGGCUUCCUCUGAGCAGGACGUUGAAGGUUUCUUGAAUGUCUCAGGAGACAAUCCUUGUUCGAGUACAGAUGGAAGGUAUCAGAGACUUUGAGGUGACCAACACACACAGCGCUUGAGGAACGAGUCGCAGCGUUAACUGAUUGUGCCAAAUGUACCUCUUUCAGAGGAGAUGCCUCUCCUCUCCUGCCUGAAUGUAUUAACGGUGUAAAUAUCAAAGAUUUUUACAGUGCAUUUUAAUGAACUGCUACCACCCCUGUGGUGCUGCCUUCACACGUGAUUCUCCGUCCAGGGCAAUCAGUGCAUAUCCUGCUCUAGUGUGAGGAAGGGCAGAGGCAGGUCUUUGAUUCAGCCCUUCUUCUGAGCACAGGAGGCUCUUUAUCUCCUGAAUGUGAGCUUAUUAUGUUACAACUUCUUUUGUCAAAGAAAGGGGCUCAAUCUCUAAGUUAUUUAUUUUGGUGCACAGAUGAAGGCCUUUGUUUUUUUUUUGUUUUUUUUUGGAAAGCUCCCUUUCCAAAAUUGAUUAUUAAUACCACAAUUUGUUAUAGGUGGGAAACUGAGUACCUAUUAGGGGUGCACCAAUACCGCUUUUUCUCAAUUUUUCUGAUACCUGCAUUGUUGAAAUUUCCUAAAUACGUGCUACUUCCUUAUAAAUAAGAACAAAAUCCAAAUACACACAAAAAUAUAUUCUGUGCUACUGUUCAAAAGUUUAGAUUUAUUAAAAAAAAUUGAGAGCCUUAAUUUUAUAAUUAGUAGUAUAAUUAUUAGAAUUUGCAGUAAAGACUUUUUUACAUUGCCACGUUAACUAUUCAAGUUUCUAAUAAAUGCCCCUUCCUCUCCUUUUUUUUUUAAAUAAACAAAAAUGCAAAAUACAGUAAUUUUAAACAAAAAAACAUUUUACAGUAUUACAGAUUAUGCAUAAUAAUGUGAUCAUUGAGACAUCUUGAACAGGGUUUUAUCAUUAUGACUGUUGUAAUCAGAAAUGCUAAAUGGAUAUUAUCCAUAGAAAACGUAUAUACAUAUUAUAUGCCAAAGCUUAGGGAGUACAACUUUUGUCUCAAACUACUAAAUACAUUUCUACUUAUUAAUAGCUAAAAGGUAGUUGUUAAGUUUAAGUAUUGGGUAGGUUUGGGUGCGUAGAGUUUGGUCAUGCAAAUUAUGUGCUUUAUAAGUACUAAUAAAUGUGUUAAUAAUAGACAUGCUAAUAAGCAGCUAGUUAACAGUGAGAAUUGUCCCUAUCAACUGUUACUGAUGUAUUAAAUUGAUAAGUAAUGACAGUAACAGAUUUUACAUUUUAAACCACAAAAACCCUCAACAAAAUACAGUCCUUUUAAAUGAAAACACAGACAUUUUAUGCACAGAUUAUGGUUUUUACAGUUUAAAUGACUGUUUUUUGCAUGCUGCAAAUGAUCGAGCCAAAUGGAAACAAACUGUCUAAUGCCCCACUUGGGAUGAAGAGGAGCAAGUCUGACAGUUUACGUGAACUUAAUUUUAAAGACUUUAAAUACCCUUUUUUGUAGUUCAGCAGUAACAACCAUAAGGAAAGCACAGAUCCUGAUUUAGAUCGUUCCUAUAUCAUCCACAUCUUGUCUGACAAGAAAACUAAAAUUGCAUCGGUGACGUGAUAGAAUCCUGGUAUUGCAUUGGUGCAUCCCUAGUAACUAUUCAGGGAGCCGUUAUAGUACACUGCCAUCCUGAAUUCCUAAAUUCUGCGUCUUUACUUUCCAAAGGCAGCGGUUUGAGACCAAUACACCAAGAAGGACUAUUUUUAAGUUAUGAGUUUUUGUAUGUUUUUUUUUUUUUUUUUUUGGCAGUACACGCCAUUUUAAGAAGUACUUGUUCCAGUGUGUUAUAGUUUGAGCUGUGAGCUUUCAGAGAAAAUCUGCAACGUGGGCAGAGUCCUGUUGCACUAACCGACAAGAGUUUAUCAAAUGAAACUACAAAACUGCACAGCGUAGAUGUUCACUACAUCUGGUACUCGGCUCAUCAAGAUCCCGCAGCAGGGAGCAGUCAUCAUCCUGACAGAGAGAAGCACAUUUUGAAAGAGUUCUCGUAGAAGGUGCAUUUAUACUGUGCAUUAUACCACAGAUAAUCCAAUUCUGAUCAUUUGGAGUUAGGAGGACAAAAGUAUUAUUUAUAUUUAUAUAUAUGUAUGUAGAUAUACAUACAUAUAUGUAUGUAUAAUGUGUUGGGCAUUUUGGCCCUAAAUUGAAUUUUAAGACUGUGUCUAAUCUUUAUUUUUUUUCUGCCAUUUUCCAAGACAGUGCAAAAUAUAUUUCAAUCAGAAAUCGAAGGUACUGUAUGUGGUUCAUUCUCAAUAAACACUUGAUUAUUUCAAUAUUA